UGCCAAAUAACGCGUCCUUCGUCAUGCCUGCCACGACUUACCUACUUCCAGAGUACCUACCACUCAACAAGACGGUUCUGUGCUUUUUUCCUCAACAAGACGGUUUGGAUUGCGCUCAUAUCGGCCAAGUCACCGUGGAGACCAGAACCAAAAACGCCACUGUACCCGAGCUAGUUGCGUAUUACAAUGCUCAAGAUGAUAUUUCCAAAGCUAUCCAGCGUCUCUUCGUCGGCCACAACCUCUGCCCGCUACCGCAAAAGAUCGUUCUUGGUGGAGGCGGUUACAAACUGGCCGGAACUCGAAAAACGUGGAAUUACGGCAAAAACACCCUCGAUCUGCGAUGGGGAGGAGAUGAGAUAAAGCUGUUUGCUGAUAAAUGGUCCUUCUUGUUCACUGUCGAAGAAAAAGAAAUGUAGCAGCUCCUUGUUUAACCUCGUGU
Desarmillaria tabescens is the source of this 439-nucleotide messenger RNA. RefSeq lists its product as uncharacterized. The record is from RefSeq and is a predicted model, not a curated record. Lineage: Eukaryota; Fungi; Basidiomycota; Agaricomycetes; Agaricales; Physalacriaceae. The transcript has 4 exons. The coding region runs from base 24 to 416 and encodes 130 amino acids.